AUGGAGAAGGAAAGAAAGAAGCUGGGCCUGCCAGCGCUGCGCAAUCUAGUGUGCGAAGGGGGUUCCUGCCCUAUAUUCAAACAGGCCAAAACUGAAGUCCAGCUCGAUUUUCUUAGAGUCCUUUGGAACACCCUCCAUAAAGCCCUUCAACCACAUUACUUUGAUGUCUUACAAAGACUUGAGAAGACGACUUCGGCCGCCGUUCAGACCAUUCGGCAUGUCAAAGACCCUGUCAUCGACAAGCAAUUGAAAGAUGAUUUACCAAGCCACAAUCCUUCAACAAUCCGACUAAAACAGAUGAGGGAGGCUAUCAAAGACGUCUCGUCAAUUGGGAACUCCCAAGCCGGCUCAGUAUUCAUGGACAUGUCUCAUAUAGUAGGACUCGCACACAAAAUCCCCGGGACUAAUACGACUAUAGCAAGUUACGGUAAUGGUGCGUGUACGGUGUUACUGGACUACACAGACUAUGGUCCCCUCACUGAAACAAUGAUGGCAAAAACAUAUGUUCGUGAUCUGGCGAGGCUUCUGUUGAACGUGGAACCGAUGACAUUUGGUCUCUUGAAAUGCCAGGGUGUGAUUGAACUACCUAACAAGGUUGAUAAAAGCCAAUUCCAGUUUAUCCUCGAAGUGCCAAAAGGAUUUUCACCACCAAGGACGCUCCGGGGUAUCUUGGCGGAAGCUCCUCGGUGCUCCCUUAACCAUCGUAUCCAGCUAGCCAAGCAGUUGGCUCGUUCAGUCAUAUUUGUUCAUACAUCAGGAUUUGUCCACAAAAAUGUGCGCCCAGAGACCAUUCUAGUUUUUGCGGACGGCUCGAGCCGCCUUGGCCCGUCGUUCCUCACAACAGAGAAGUCAGGAGAUCUGGUGUGGCAGAAGAACCUUUACCGGCAUUCGACGCGGCAAGGCCUCUGGCCCGAAGAUUACUACAGCAUGCAGCAUGAUAUUUACAGUCUCGGGGUGCGCUUACUGGAGCUUGCACUUGGUACUGCUAUUUCGUGUUCCGAACUUGACAUAUCAGCCGCGAUUUUGGAUAAGGACCCGCGUCGAGGUGCAUUUGCCAUCAAGAAACUACUAGUGGCUAUGGCCGAAGAGUGUCUUCCCAAUUCGAUGGGUGACAGAUACACUGGCUUGACAGACCAAGAUGGUAUUAUUGUUGGUGUUCGAUAUAUCGAAAAGAUUUUACUACAAAUAGAAGAGAUUUGCAUUUGA
This is a messenger RNA of Aspergillus ruber CBS 135680, 1206 nucleotides long. RefSeq lists its product as uncharacterized. Bases 1 to 1206 code for a protein of 401 amino acids. Gene Ontology annotation, biological process: protein phosphorylation. Gene Ontology annotation, molecular function: protein kinase activity; ATP binding. Lineage: Eukaryota; Fungi; Ascomycota; Eurotiomycetes; Eurotiales; Aspergillaceae. The transcript has 7 exons. The record is from RefSeq and is a predicted model, not a curated record.